Molecule: messenger RNA, 774 nt
Organism: Alexandromys fortis (reed vole)
Lineage: Eukaryota; Metazoa; Chordata; Mammalia; Rodentia; Cricetidae
Gene: Tnnt3
Product: troponin T3, fast skeletal type
Exons: 9
Coding region: 98-670 (190 amino acids)
Biological process (GO): skeletal muscle contraction; regulation of muscle contraction; sarcomere organization
Cellular component (GO): troponin complex
Molecular function (GO): troponin I binding; tropomyosin binding; troponin C binding
Source: RefSeq, a predicted model, not a curated record
GGAGAAACCAAGACCCAAACUCACUGCUCCUAAGAUCCCAGAAGGGGAGAAAGUAGACUUCGAUGAUAUCCAGAAAAAGCGUCAGAACAAGGACCUCAUGGAGCUCCAGGCCCUCAUCGACAGCCACUUUGAAGCUAGAAAGAAAGAGGAAGAAGAGCUGAUUGCACUCAAGGAGAGAAUUGAGAAGCGUCGUGCAGAGAGGGCUGAGCAGCAGAGGAUCCGCGCUGAGAAGGAGCGGGAACGCCAGAACAGACUGGCGGAGGAGAAGGCCAGAAGAGAGGAGGAAGAUGCCAAGAGGAGAGCCGAGGAUGACAUGAAGAAGAAAAAGGCUCUGUCCUCCAUGGGUGCCAACUACAGCAGCUAUCUGGCCAAGGCUGACCAGAAGAGAGGCAAGAAGCAGACAGCCAGGGAGAUGAAGAAGAAGAUUCUUGCAGAGAGACGCAAGCCUCUGAACAUCGACCAUCUCAGUGAUGACAAGCUGAGGGACAAGGCCAAGGAACUCUGGGAUACCCUGUACCAACUGGAGACUGACAAAUAUGAGUUUGGGGAGAAGCUAAAACGCCAGAAAUAUGAUAUCACUACUCUCAGGAGCCGCAUUGACCAAGCCCAGAAGCACAGCAAGAAGGCUGGUGCUACAGCCAAGGGCAAAGUCGGCGGACGCUGGAAGUAAAGGAGCCAAGCAGUGCGCUGCAGCAGAGACCUUCUACCCUGACUUCUGCCAGCUCUGCACCCUCCAACCCUCACGCCCAGGCUUCUUCUGGAGCUCAGGGCCCA